UUCCCCCGGCCUAAAAAAAGCAUCCACACUGCACUGCACUGCACUUACCGGUCGACGAAACCCUGUAACAGAUUGCUAAACAUGGCCCCGGCUGACAGCAAUAUGGGUUGGUUAUUACAUGUGUCGAUGCUUCUGAAAUGUAUACCAUUCGUGCUGCUUAUAUUGGUGUCUAUGGUAUGCCGCACCUCUUCACAAACUGGGCACAUCACAGAACUUAACAGUGCAAAUUUUGACAAGAUUAUAACAUCUAAUGAAGUAGUAUUUGUCAACUUUUAUGCUAAUUGGUGUCGCUUUAGUCAGAUGCUGAAACCUGUGAUUGAAGAGACGGCUAAGGCAGUGAAAGAGGAGUUUAGGGAGCCAGGGCAGGUAGUCGUGGCUGCCCUUGAUUGCCAACGAGAAGAUGCUCUAGCUAAGAAGUAUCAUAUAACAAAGUACCCAACACUAAAGAUGUUCCGUAAUGGACAGCUUGCCAAACGAGAAUAUCGUGCACAACGUUCCAAGGACGCCUUCGUGAAAUACCUCAAGGAACAAAUGGCAGAUCCCAUUGUCCGCAUGCAGACGCAGGAUGACCUAAAAAAAAUUGAUGAGUCAAAGCGAAACAUCAUCGCCUACUUUAAAUCUCCCAAUACCAACGAGUAUGCAAUCCUUAGACGAACUGCGAGCUCAUUACGAGAUGAUUGUAGCUUUUAUGUAGGAGUGGGCGAUAACUUCAAAUCGGACACAGUUUCAGGAGAUAACAUAAUGUUCAGGCCUCCGAGGACUAAAGAUCAAGACAUGCUAUAUCUAGGCUCCAUGCUGAACUUUAACCUUCUUCACACCUGGGCUAGCGAUAAAUGCAUUCCCCUAGUACGAGAAAUAACCUUUGAAAAUGGAGAGGAAUUGACUGAGGAGGGAUUACCGUUCCUGAUCCUGUUCCAUAAACCAGAUGAUGUGGAUAUCGUCAAGAGAUUUAACAACAUCAUCAGUAGGGAACUUGUCGGCGAUAAAGGUAGUGUCAAUUUCCUGACAGCCGAUGGUACCAAGUUCUCCCAUCCCCUACAUCAUCUAGGAAAGACGGCAAAGGACUUGCCACUGAUUGCCAUCGACAGCUUCAGACAUAUGUACCUGUUUCCCAAUGUCCAAGAAUUGGAUGUAUCCGGAAAACUUAAACAACUCAUUCAAGAUCUUCACUCGGGGAAACUUCACAGAGAAUUUCACCACGGUCCAGAUAAACAAGAUCCAAAUAAACAGAUAGUUCAAGGGACGGUGGGAAGCAAGACAGCCGGGAAGGACGACUCCACAGAUCCCCCAGAGAGUACGUUCGUCAAACUCAAGCCAAGCACCAAUAGAUACUCAUUCAGAGAUGAACUUUAAGCUUGAUUUGUAGAUGGUUCACUUUUAACUAGCAAUCUUUGGUGAAGCCUUUUAAAAGAUUAUAACAAGAUGAUAGUAGUAGGUAGAUUACAGGGUUCUGCCCAGAAUUUCUUCAGUGGUGGACACC
This is a messenger RNA of Asterias rubens (European starfish), 1480 nucleotides long. RefSeq names its product endoplasmic reticulum resident protein 44-like. Bases 82 to 1353 code for a protein of 423 amino acids. The transcript has 10 exons. NCBI's taxonomy places the organism in Eukaryota, Metazoa, Echinodermata, Asteroidea, Forcipulatida, Asteriidae. The record is from RefSeq and is a predicted model, not a curated record.